GUCGCCUGAGUGGCUUUAUUGGCUUCGUCAACGCCAACUCUAGCAGUAUCAUUACCUGAGUUGCUCGAGAAGCCAGGAUCAUCUGUCGGUCUUUUCCAAGGUCGACUACCCUCUUCGAAUUUUAAACAUGUCUCAUAUACUUCUACCUCUUGAACCCAUUAACUUGGCAACCGUUUCGCGGUUACUGCUCUCGCGCUACUUGGCGAGCUUCCACCGUUAUUAUCCUGUCCAACCUGGGCAAGUCUUUAACGAGCGGUACCAGACGAUUGGCAAACUCGGGUUCGGUGCUGGUUCGACGGUCUGGCUCGCCCGAGAUCUCAAUUUUGGGAAGUUACAGGCAGAGCCUGGAUCUCUUGACUCUAGGCAUUAUGCGGUGCUUAAGUUCUGCAAGUGCGGCUAUGUGAACAAAGAAGCUGCUCAGCAUGAAUUGGAGAUCAACAAACGUCUGUCCAGUGGGAGUCCGUCAAUCGAAGUCAUACCAUAUAUUCAACUCAUGAAUGAGAGCUUCGAAGUCGUAGGGCCAAAUGGUACCCAUUUUUGCUUGGUAUUUGACCCAAUGCGAGAAACUUUAACACUUUUCCAGUCCCGCUUGAAGAGAAAGAGGCUUCCGGUUGAGGUUAUGAAAAUGUACCUGGUGUGUCUGCUGAAAGCCCUUGACUAUAUUCACACCGAGUGCCGGAUUGUCCAUACUGAUCUUAAGUUAGACAAUAUCUUAGUAAGCUUCGAGGAUGACUCUGUGCUCGAGGAAUUCGUCCAGGCACAGACAGAAAACCCGAUGUUUCAGAGGAAAAGAGACGGACACUCUAUUUAUCAAUCGCACAACCAAUUUGGGCCAGCUCGACUGCAGCUCGGCCCAAUUGUCCCGGUAAUUGCAGACUUCGGGCACGCGCAGUGGAUUAAUGAUUCACUGCCACAAAUCCAUCCAAUUCAGACCGACUAUUACCGCGCACCAGAAGUUAUCCUGGGAGUAGGCUGGGGUUCCAGUGCGGAUAUCUGGAAUCUUGGUGUGUUGCUUUGGAGUAUGCUAGAAGGAACGGACACGAAUCUUUUUACCAACAUCCGUUCUAGCGAUAGGAAAUACAUGGCGCGGAAUCAUCUAGCGGAAAUGAUUGCGCUGUUAGGGCCGCCGCCGAAGGAAUUAAUCAUGCGCGAGCAUAAAAUGCGGAAGUGGAACUUCGCCCCAGCAAUUAAGAAUGACGAGAAUGAACUCUGCCAUAAAGUGUACGAGUUCUACGAUGGCCCAUUCUUUGAUAGUGAAGGACAGUUUCUGUAUCCUGACCUUAUUCCUAGUGAUCUCAUAUUUGAGAACACGAUAAGCUCACUUGAAGGGGAGGAAAAACGUGCUUUCUUGGACUUUGUAGUUGGCAAUAUGCUUUGUUGGGAGCCUGAGAAAAGAAUGACUGCUAAGGAGCUGCUACAACAUCCGUGGUUAGCAGAUGUUGAGCUGGCUAAAAAGGACUAA
This is a messenger RNA of Amorphotheca resinae ATCC 22711, 1462 nucleotides long. RefSeq lists its product as hypothetical. Bases 128 to 1462 code for a protein of 444 amino acids. Gene Ontology annotation, biological process: regulation of mRNA processing; spliceosomal complex assembly; protein phosphorylation. NCBI's taxonomy places the organism in Eukaryota, Fungi, Ascomycota, Leotiomycetes, Helotiales, Amorphothecaceae. The record is from RefSeq and is a predicted model, not a curated record. Gene Ontology annotation, molecular function: protein kinase activity; ATP binding. The transcript is spliced from 7 exons.